This is a messenger RNA of Mytilus trossulus (common blue mussel), 958 nucleotides long. Its product is annotated as large ribosomal subunit protein bL9m-like. The transcript is spliced from 8 exons. Gene Ontology annotation, biological process: translation. The record is from RefSeq and is a predicted model, not a curated record. The coding region runs from base 165 to 926 and encodes 253 amino acids. NCBI's taxonomy places the organism in Eukaryota, Metazoa, Mollusca, Bivalvia, Mytilida, Mytilidae. Gene Ontology annotation, molecular function: structural constituent of ribosome. Gene Ontology annotation, cellular component: mitochondrion; ribosome.
CGAUCUUUACAUUGAUAUCUUUCCAAUACACCUACAUGCCCCAAAUUUGACCUGCAACGACGUCAAGAAGAAGAUAGUUUGACAGGAAACUAUCCAUUUGUUUAAUAUUGUAGUUUACUUUUAGCAAUUACUGAGAAGAAAAUCUGAGUAUACACCACAUAAACAUGCAGUCAUUUGUAAGAGUAGGAUAUGAUGCAUGUCAAUCAGUGGCAAGACAAAUGACCAAAACACCAAAAUUCUGCAAAUUACAACAUAUCAGGAGUACCUGUGUUUUUGAUCAUGAGAACUACACACCUGAGCGUAGAAGGGGAAGUAAUCCAAUUUUUGACCAAAAAUAUGAUGUGAUAAAACUGAAAGAAAACAAACAUCAGAUUCCACUGCCUGAUAUAGAAUGCCUACUGACUAAAGUAGUUGAUGGUGUAGGAUACCCGGGCCAAGUUGUAAUGGUGAAAAGAUCUAUUUUUAGAAACUCAUUAUUGCCAUUGGGACAUGCACUUUAUCCCACACCAGAGAACAUUGCUGAAGUCCAACAGAGACUUGAGGAAACAGGAGAAAUUAGGAAAUAUAAAAACUUCACACCCUAUACAAGAAAGUUUUUGAAGGAAAUAUCAGAAUUACACCUUCCCAUACCAAUGAAUGGAGACACCAAAUGGCAGCUAGAACAGUCACAUGUCAGAAUAGCUCUCAGACUUUUGAAUGUAGAAAUAUCAGACGAAGGCUGCAUAGAACUUCCAGAAGAGCCUGUAACUACACCAGGAAGAUUAACACUUGGAAUAACUAUAAACAAUACAAAAUCAGUGAAGUUUAGAAGUACAGUAUACCUUAAGUACAAAGAUCCAGUGAAACAAAGGAAGCAUCCGGAGCCACAGAUAACAGUAUGGAGAAAUGAACCCCUAGAGCAUGAUGAAUUGAUACACUCUAAUUGAAUAAAAUAAAGUUUACUUGAUAUUCAAGUUUA